AUGGCUGACGUUGAAAUGAAACCGUUGGAGGAGAAGAAAGAGGAGGAGAAGGAAGAAGAGGUCCCCCCACCGUCACCAGUUGCAGAAAUUAAAUCGAACGCAGGCCUCAUCGAACGCGCGGUGUCUACUCUCGAACCACGGUUUACCCAUCGCGUUCUGCGAACUUUGACAUCGUUGAGGAAAAAGCUGGAUGAUAGGGUACUUUAUGAAGCAGUCUCCGAAAUUUACCCAGCAGAGUCCUCCGUGAAAAGCGCGCUGUUCAAGUGGAUUCCAACUCCUUCGUCAGAAGAGCAGUCCAUGGAUGUUGAUGCUGCUACAGACAAGACUGUCGCAACCAUUGAACCGGUUCCAGAAGUCGAAUUCUAUCUUCGACUUCUGAUCCUGCACCAUCUCUUGACGUCCCAGAGCACUUACGGCAAAGCUAUGGAGCUCGUUCAGGAGACCGUGCAGAAGAUGCAGGCUCUCAGCCGUCGAAGCAUGGAUCCUGUGGGUGCCAAGAUCUGGUUUGUCGUGGAGAGAACAUACGAGCUCACAGGAGAGCUCUCGGAUGCUCGACCGCAACUAUUGCUAUAUACUAGACUGUUCCUCGCCGCCCAACGCACUGCCUCUCUUCGCCAUGAUGACGAAACCCAAGCUUCCCUGAUUAACUGCCUUCUUCGUUCAUACCUUCACUACUCCCUCUACGACCAAGCAGACAAACUCGUCUCGAAAACCACCUUCCCGCCUUCUGCUGCCAAUGCCCAAUACGCCCGCUACCACUACUAUCUCGGCCGUAUCAAGGCCGUUCAGCUCAACUACACCGCCGCACACACAAAUCUCCAACAAGCUAUCAGACGUGCCCCGCCACCGAAGACCGCUCCAGGAUUCUGGCAGGCUGCCCACAAACUGUUCGUAGUCGUGGAGAUGCUGAUGGGUGACAUUCCGGAGAGAAGCACUUUCAGACAUCCUGUACUCGAGAAGGCUUUGAAUGCCUACUUCGAGAUCGUGAAAGCCGUCCGAACAGGAUCCCUCUCCGAAUUUCAGACGACCCUCUCCACUCACGCCUCUCAAUUCGAAAGUGACAAGACUUACACUCUCAUCGUCCGUCUCCGGCAAAAUGUCAUCAAGACCGGUAUUCGUCGUCUCUCUCUUUCUUAUUCCCGCAUAUCUCUCCGCGAUAUCUGCGUGAAACUGCACCUCGACUCCGAAGAAGACGCAGAGUAUAUCGUUGGCAAAGCUAUCAGGGAUGGUGUCAUUGAGGGAAGGAUUGUGCACGAGAAAGGGUGGAUGGAGUGCGGUGGUGCCAAGGGUGGCUAUGGACCCGAAGUCAGCGAACGGUUCGGGCGGAGAAUCGGGUUCUGUUUGGACUUGCAUAAUCAGAGUGUCAAGGCUAUGCGUUAUCCACUCAAUGCACACCGGAAGGACUUGCAAGCUGCGGAAGGUGCGCGGGAGCGUGAGAAAGAGUUAGCGAAAGAGAUCCAAGAGGGGGAUCUGGACGAAGACGAUGUAGGUGGUGACCUAUGA
Messenger RNA from Stereum hirsutum FP-91666 SS1, 1503 nucleotides. Its product is annotated as diphenol oxidase-A2. The coding region runs from base 1 to 1503 and encodes 500 amino acids. Gene Ontology annotation, biological process: regulation of protein catabolic process; ubiquitin-dependent protein catabolic process. The record is from RefSeq and is a predicted model, not a curated record. Gene Ontology annotation, cellular component: proteasome regulatory particle, lid subcomplex; proteasome complex. Gene Ontology annotation, molecular function: enzyme regulator activity. Lineage: Eukaryota; Fungi; Basidiomycota; Agaricomycetes; Russulales; Stereaceae. The transcript has 5 exons.